Molecule: messenger RNA, 3495 nt
Organism: Purpureocillium takamizusanense
Lineage: Eukaryota; Fungi; Ascomycota; Sordariomycetes; Hypocreales; Ophiocordycipitaceae
Gene: MST12
Product: Transcription factor mst12
Exons: 3
Coding region: 968-3076 (702 amino acids)
Biological process (GO): regulation of DNA-templated transcription; sexual reproduction
Cellular component (GO): nucleus; Ste12p-Dig1p-Dig2p complex; Tec1p-Ste12p-Dig1p complex
Molecular function (GO): DNA-binding transcription factor activity
Source: RefSeq, a predicted model, not a curated record
CCCGCCCGUCCCCUGAGAUGGCUGCUGCUGCUGCUGGGGCUGCUGAUGCCGAUGCGGCGAGCGCGCUCAGGUCUCGCCCAACCCGAACCUCCCCCUCCUCCGGGCUCAGGCGCUCGUUCCCGCUCUCCCCCAGCGCCACGACUGCAGCCCUCAUUAAACCCCAGCAGCCCCCCGAGCCGCCCAUUGUUCCGUUGUGAUUUUGAAAUCUCUUCUUAUUUCUCUUCCUCCCAACCCCCUCCGGCCCCCGUUUCCUCCCCUUCGGAGCCGCACGCCAUCUGGUGCUUGUUUCCUUUCUCUUUCCCUUCGCGUGCCACGACGUCGUCUCGCGCCGCGUCCCAGCCUCCGGCCUCGCCUUGCUCGCUCGACCUCCCGCCCGCCCCUUCAACCCAACUCAGCUGGCUGUUCUGUGUGUGACUGGGCUGCGAAACUCGUCGGGCUUCUUGGCCACGCUCGCGUCAUUGCUCUUUCAAUUUUUCUUUGGCUCGUUUAAUUCGUCUCGGAUCCCGUGGAUCUUUCUAAAAGCGCGCGAAGCUCGCUGCGUCGGCCCCCUCGCCAGCCUCAUCCGCCUGUGUCGAGCCUGCUGCGCCUCGACGGCCAACACCACGUUCCGACUCGAUCUCUCCCACCACUCGCUAGACGCAGUUGUUGGGCCUUAUCAUUGCCGUGUGCGACAAUUCCGUAACUCCGGGCUGGCCUCGAACAUUUUUUCGCACCUCCGUCGUCGGCCGUUGCAGACGCGUUCUUCACCACACCUUUGCAGCACCUGAGGCAGCGCCUUGUCACCACCACCACCGUCCUCCUUUCACCGCGAACAGUCGGCACGAACCGCCGCGGCCCCUCAUCAGCGGUGAACCUUUACAGGCCCCUCUCCUAGGUCCCGUCCGAGCCCACCGACGGCCGCCGUACGCCCACCCUACUUCCGGGGCCACGCCUCCGCUCCAGCCUCCGCCGGAGGACGACGCCCGCCAUGUAUUCGCAACACGCGACCAUGGCUCCUCAGAAGCCCGAAACGUUUAUGCUGAGCACCGAAGCGCAGCAGGCAUUGCCGCACGAUGCUCAGGUCGCCCUGCAACAGGUCGACAAUCUCAAAUACUUCCUCAUUUCUGCCCCCGUCGACUGGCAACCCGAUCAGUACAUCCGGCGGUUCCUCCUCCCCACUGGCGAAUACGUCUCCUGCGUCCUGUGGAAUAAUCUCUUUCACAUUUCCGGCACUGACAUCGUGCGGUGCCUGUCCUUCAGAUUUCAGGCCUUCGGCCGCCCUGUCAAGAACUCCAAAAAGUUCGAGGAGGGCAUCUUCUCGGACCUGCGAAACCUCAAGUCAGGAACCGACGCCUCUCUGGAGGAACCCAAGAGCGCCUUCCUCGACUUCCUCUACAAGAACAACUGCAUUCGCACACAGAAGAAGCAAAAGGUCUUUUACUGGUACAGCGUCCCGCAUGACCGUUUGUUCUUGGACGCGCUUGAGCGAGACCUGAAGCGUGAGAAGAUGGGUCAGGAGGCUACGACGGUUGCCGUGAGCGAGCCCGCCUUGUCGUUCCAGUACGACUCGUCCCAGUCGCUCUAUGAGCAGCUCACGAAAACGCAACAAGCAAACUCGUCCUCUUUCAACGCUCAGCAGGCGUCUUUUUCUCAGAGCCAAUCCACGUCGCCGGUCAUGCGAGCCAUGGAUUCGAUGCCGCCUCCUAGCAUGAUGCCGCAGUCGAUGGCCCCUUUAGCCGAGGGCAUGGACGCGAUGGUCCCCUAUGAUUCGAUGCCCAUGACGGCCGCUGUGCCCCAGCAAGUCCAGCCCGUAAAGAGGGAUCCCGACUUCACACGUGUCCAGUACAACCAGAAUGGCGUGCCAAUCACACAUGGCCACCAGCGUCACGCCUCGAUGCCGGCUUACGGCUUGGAGUACUCCCCUGCCCCUUCGUUUGUGUCGUCUCAAUACGAAGACUACAGCAAUCGAGGCAUCUCCUUCGAGCCCAUCACGCCACCCCAGCAGGCUCUCGGCAUGGCUGGUGAGCCCGCCUACAUCGCCAAUGAAGAGACGGGCUUGUACUCUGCCAUUCCUGAUCACAUGUCGAACAUGAACGGGCUGAACGGCAUGGUCCAGCUUCCUCCUUCCAAUUUGGCCGGGUCCCAGUUCAGCCGACCAUACGGCUCAAACAACGUCUACUCGGUGAUUGAAGGCUCACCAACAUACAAGCAAAGGAGACGGCGCUCAUCCAUCCCGCCGUCAAUGUCGGCCAUGGCUGCACCUCCAGUCUCGCAUCCCACUGCCGCUCACCGCCCGUCUGACCUCAGGAGGUCCGUCUCCGCCUCAGUUGGCCCGGUCGCUGAAGGUGAAGAGUCGGCCAACAACUCGCCUCCUGGCCUGUCAUACAGUGCCUCGGGUGCUUCCAUGGCAAGCCAUCACCACAAGGACGUUGUGGACAUGUCCCGCCAUGGUACGCCCCUGUCCACCGUCGAUGGCAGUCCCGCCCUGCACCCCAUGGCUAUGCAGCAGGAGUAUGCUCAAGUCCCUACUGAGGACUAUGGCGGCGACGGCUCCUUCAAGGACCACCGCCGCAGUCUCUCCGGGCCCAACGGCGUGGUCCGCCGUGCCCGCUCGGCGACCGUCAUGGAGCUUGGCCCGUACCCGCACAAGUCUCACUCCUGUCCGAUUCCCACGUGCGGACGCCUGUUCAAGCGUCUCGAGCAUCUGAAGCGACACGUGAGAACACACACACAAGAAAAGCCCUACAUCUGCCCUCAUUGUAGCAAAGCAUUCUCCAGAUCGGACAAUCUUGCACAGCACAAGCGUACCCACAGCCGAGAGGACGGCGGAGACGGCUCGUUCAAUAUGUCGGCUGAGGAGGAAGAGGAGCUGUCUGGUGAAGAUCAGCUUGGCUCUCUCGAGGAAGCGUCGCCCACGUCAGAAAUGGCGUAUGCUCCUGGCUCCCUCAAUUCAGCCGCACAUGCUGCCGCCACCGACGCCAGUGCCUCGAAUAGUGGACGUUCGCAAACGACCAUGGGGCAGACGUUCAACAGCCUGCAAACGCUCAGCAUGCCUAUGACUAUCAGCCAGCCGGCCACGAUCAACGGCAUGAUGUGACAAGAUUUGAAUUUGCCAUGAAUCAGUUUCUUUUGGUUACCUUACAGCUCUUUAUUUGUCCGCGCAGCAUCUAUCUACGGAGAUCAGGCGCCUGCAGUACCACUUGUCACUGCUUUCCACUAUGUCCUACAUUUUUCAUUUUCACCUUCCGCGUCAUUUAGUCGUAGGGAAGCGUCCGCCCCGCAGCAAAAAGUCUGGGAGGAGCCGUAUAGAUACAUGCCCGGAUGGUGAGCUGCGGAGCGUCAAUAUAUGCUAGGAAAGCCGCCGGGUGGGUGAUCCGUUGCUGGCGUGAGGUGCGAAUAGCGCAUUUUGUACAUCUACCUGCUUUAACUCGAGGAGAUGACGGACAGGAUCAUUAAGUGUGAAUCUUGAUACUAUAGUUCGAUGGAUCAACGGGUAAUGAAGAACCAAUAUAUCCC